GAGGGAGAGAGAAAGAGGAUUAUAUUAAUGUAUUAGGCGCGUAAUAGCUCGAAUAUCGUAUACGAAAAAAAAAAAGUGUAUAUGUCAACGUUUUUUCAUCGUGAAGCAGCAUCACUUCCGUACGGAUCUCUACGUCUAGUGCACUGUUCGGUCGAUUAAGGACAACUCGAGAAAUUGAACCGAUUAAUCGACGAUUCUCCGAUCAUGUCGCUGCUGAGCGUAACGGUGAAGAAGGCGCGGUUCAUCGGCGAGGAUGCGGAGCAGUUCAAUUCCUACGUAACGUUGAAGUUACAAAAUGUAAAGUCAACGACAGUCACUGUGAAAGGGGCCAAUCCAUGCUGGGAACAAGAUUUCCUCUUCGAAACGAAUGACAUGAAUGCUGGGCUCGUGAUAGAAGUAUGGUGCAAGGGAUUCUUGUGGGACCGUUUUCUGGGCUACUACUAUAUUCCACUGUCAGAGGUGUCCUACAUGAACGAGGUAACGAGAAAUCAGUGCAACUUAAAUCACACAGAGGUACAGCAAUUUGAACGACGCACGUCGUUUGAUAUGCGUGACACCAACAGCAACACACAGCCAGACAUCAUCACUGACACGGAGACUACAGGACAGUGGGUUAAUUUAGGUCUGGAGCUGGAGCAGAGAGGCAAUGAAAUCGUCGGCACGAAGAAACCGACGGGCCAUUCGCUUCUAAUCGACUGCCGACUAGAGCUGCCGUAUGACCCCGAGAACACGGAGGCGGCCGAUCUGCAGAGGAAGCUGGAAAUGCUGAACAACAUGAUGGACCAGGAGGCGCGGGCCGAACAGGCACGAAGGCAGAUAUUAUACAAUAUAGGCCACUCGGGAUACUCGGAGGAUUCUGACUACACGUCGGACUUGAAUUAUCCAGUAGGUGGACAGGGCGCGAACAGCUCGGCCUCACAGUUUCGUACAGCGGCUAACCAAUUGGCUACACCUCAAAGAUCCCUCGAGACGUCGAGAGAAAAUAGUUACGAGAGAGACGAUCAUCAGGUUCCAGUCACCGUCGGUGGAAGGCUGGCGCCUGGUAAUUACGGAAGUUAUGGAGGUUCGGGCCAUAGUCCGAGAUACGACGAGCCGUAUCCGGAGGACGGUCUACCACAGAGAUACUUGCAGACCCAGCAGCAUCCUUCAGAGUCUUCCGAGCCACUCUUUUACAACAGUAGACCGAAGCACUACAAGGAAUACAGACGACGGAAGCACACGUGGGAUUACGACGACAGCCAAGACGGCUGGUACAGCGAGGGUUAUGAUUAUCACGGGACGAGGGUCGACGACGCGAGAAUUUAUAGCGACACUGAAUACUACUCAAACAACACGACAUCUACUACAAAAAGACGGGGAGCGAAAGCAAUUCCAUACAGAAGACCGUCUCUGGAAAGACAAAUGACUCUAUAUGACGAUCAUUCGUAUUACGCUGAUGGAUAUAGCAGCGACGGUAGAGUGGGUAAAAUGAGCGCUAUGUAUCCGGAAUGCGAGACGGAUAUUAGGUAUAACGAAUACUACGAUAAUAUAACGGGAUACGUCUAUCAAGAUGAGAGAUACGGUCAGGAUGACGAGGACAGACAAUGGGACAGCGGAGGGAAACGGUACUUGGGAACAAGUACGUACUAUGAAAAUAAGCGAAACAGAAAGACGCUUCCACAGAGGCCAGCUUCAAGCAUCGGUAUACAUCGGCCUGAUUACAGACCCACUGUUACCAGACAGCGUAGCUACGAAUCGGAAGAACUUGACUACAACGGAUACAAUACUCGUCGCUGGAAGAUCUUGCAGCCGCAACAGCGUCCAAUAUCGCGGCAGGAGGGCGGCACCGGUAAGAAACUACCUCCGACCCCGACCAAGCCGAGCAACGUGGUAAUCAACCGUAAGCUCGCCUCUUUGCCCGCUACGCCGAGCAGACAACUGCCAAAGACCCGAACGCCCUCCGAGGAAAGCUAUUACAAGUCUGACUACAACGAGGAUUAUAAUUACGCUUAUCGUAGUCAGGAUAAUCUUCCGCAGGACGCAUAUACGGAGAAUAUUUACAGUCAGCAGCAGAGCGAUCAGAUAGAUCAGGUGCACGCCAUUAACAAGACUCAUUAUCCCGAGAUAAAUCAUGGUAAUCAAUACGGAUACGUUGACGGUCAGUAUGACCAAUCGUAUCCGAAUCAGCAAAUACCGAACAGCUACGGGCAGAUUACAUACGCGCAGAAUUCAUACAAGGAUGAGUAUCAGCAACCUUACGCGCAGCAGAAUGCUGAAACUUAUCAUGAACCCUAUCUAGACACGACAUAUCCGACUGCCAGCCAGGCAAAUGAUCAGUACACGAAUCAGACAAAAAAUCAAUACGACAAGCCUGACGGCAUGAUAAUCGAGGAUAAUUAUCACGAGAUGGGCUUUGAUCAGAACAACAUUCAGUAUCAGCAGAAUUACAAACAGCAAGACGUUUAUCAAGAGCAAUACGACGAUUAUAAUGUCACCACCGUGCCAUCGACCAUUUACGAUCAAAAUAAUGUCACGAAUACAUACAAUCAGUAUCAACCAGAGCAGUAUGAUUCCCAGUACAAUAUCAAUACGUCGACCGAUUAUCAAAAGACUUAUCCAGAGACGUACAAUCAAGUGCCUGUUACAUCGCAGGAUAACUAUCAGGAAUCUUAUACGAAGCAACCACAGGAAGAUUUUGUAAAUUAUCAAACACCAUACAGUAAACAGGAAGAUGUGCCUACAACGUACAAGAACAAUUAUCAGGAACCUUAUCAAGAAAAUUAUCAAGAGAUGUAUGAUGAAUAUCAAGACUCUUAUCAAGGAUCCUUUGACGAGCAGGGUUAUAAAGAAAGCCCGACGACGGCGACGGACAGAAGACAGAACGAAGUGCCCGAGCUCUCCGUGACUACGCCUCGUGGUCAGACAAGGACAAAUGGUUACCCGUCAAACGAGUCAGAAUAUAUUUAUCAAGAAGACGAGGACGUGUCGUCAUUAAACACCUCGAGAAGGAAGAAGCUUGGCAAUAAACGCGAAGCCAGCCCACUUCUUCAGCAAAACACGGAUUCGCUCGAGUCCAGAGACGACGAGCUGAAGGAUUCAUUUGAGACUGUUGUGAGUUCCGUCAGCAGCAAUCAGUUGAAGAAGGGAUAUAACGAAUACUCGAUAGCCGGUGAUUCAAGUCCCGCAGCUGUCACUUUGGUGGAUUCUUCGCCGAAUGUCGCUCAAUCUCAGACGAGUACAAUGGUCAAUCACGUGACCUCCAAUCACGUAACCACCACCGCAAUGGUUCAUAGCACUACGAAUAUCGUAAAUGGCAAACGACCAUUAGCUAGGACGGAUUCCUAUCAGGAGGACAUCGUCGAGGAUGAGGAAUACCCGGAGAUUAUUCCUAAAGAGCCACAGAGAAAGGAUUCGCAACUAUCACAUCAGAGUCAGCUCAGUCAACACUCUCAGUCGACGCAGAAGCCGAAGCUCACUAGAGGAGAUUCUUAUGCCUCGGAUAAUUUCCCCGAAGAAUCUUACAGUCGUAGAGAUUCGUAUUCACAGCUGUCCAGGAAAGACUCUUUCUCAUCGACCACUGAGGGAUUCAAGCCACCUCUCACCAGGACCGAUUCAUAUCAGCAGAGAGAAUUACGAGGAAGCAAUUUUGGACAGAACUUUACUGCUCUACAGCCCAUUUCCAGAGCCGAAAGCUAUCAGCGCGGUCACUUCAAGGAUCAGGAAUCGAUCGAUCAGAGUGAUAUCGUUCUGAGCAAUACGAUAGACGGGGACUAUCAAAUGCGAGACGAGACUCUUGAGAGGUACGAACGAGGCGAGGAAGCUUUGCUUCGUAACUCUCGAGAGGACUCAUUGGUCGAUCAAUAUAAAGGAACCCCGUCUUUGUCGCAUAUUGAAAGUCCGCGCGGGAGCAUAACUAAGCAGGCGUCACUAGACGAAAGCGUUCAGAUGGACACACCACCGAGAAGUCCACCGGAACCGCCACCCGACGAGGAGUUACUCGAGAUGGUCGGUGCCGCACCUGUACCCACGCAGCUGAAAGAACGUCCGGAAAUGACGGCGAGACAACGCUGGCAUUGGGCGUACAAUCAGAUCAUCAUGCAGCUAAACAACGGCAGCGGACCAGGCGGCGAAUCCGGUGGACGAGCGAACGGACAUCCGAGAGACAAUUUCUACAGCACCAUCGACAGCAUGCCGGACAUUCGACCGCGCCGGAAGUCGAUACCAUUGGUUUCCGAGCUGACUAUGGCGGCGACGAAGAGGAACGCUGGUCUUACGUCCGCCGUGCCGCGAGCUACGCUGAACGACGAGGAGCUGAAGAUGCACGUGUACAAGAAAACCCUGCAAGCGAUGAUCUAUCCCAUAUCAUCGACCACUCCUCACAAUUUCGUCACCUGGACCGCCACAUCGCCGACCUACUGCUACGAGUGCGAGGGUCUUCUCUGGGGCAUCGCUCGACAGGGAGUGCGAUGUAUGGAGUGCGGUGUCAAGUGUCACGAAAAGUGCAAGGACCUCCUGAACGCCGACUGCUUGCAGAGGGCGGCUGAGAAAAGCUCGAAGCAUGGUGCUGAGGAUAAGGCGAAUAGCAUAAUUACGGCGAUGAAAGAGAGGAUGAAGCAACGAGAACGAGAAAAACCGGAGAUCUUCGAACUGAUUCGGUCAGUCUUCGGGGUCGACGAAAAGGCGCACGCGGGUCACAUGAUGGCGGUGGAGCAGUCGGUAUUGGACGGUACCAGCAAGUGGUCGGCGAAGAUCGCUAUUACAGUAAUCAGCGCCCAGGGAUUAAUCGCGAAAGAUAAAAGUGGCACAUCCGAUCCCUACGUGACGGUCCAAGUUGGCAAAGUGAAGAAACGUACGAGGACCAUGCCGCGAGAGUUGAAUCCAGUAUGGCACGAGAAGUUCUACUUCGAGUGCCACAAUUCGUCUGAUCGAAUCAAGGUCCGAGUGUGGGACGAAGACAACGAUCUAAAGUCGAAGCUGAGACAAAAGUUGACGAGAGAGAGCGACGACUUCCUUGGGCAGACCAUCAUCGAGGUCCGGACACUCAGCGGCGAGAUGGACGUCUGGUACAAUCUGGAAAAAAGGACGGACAAAAGCGCGGUGUCGGGCGCGAUUCGGCUGCACAUCAGCGUCGAGAUCAAGGGCGAGGAGAAGGUGGCACCUUAUCACGUGCAAUACACCUGUCUGCACGAGAAUCUCUUCCACAGUCUGUGCGAGGAGAACGGCGGCAUGGUGACUCUGCCACAGGCGAAGGGCGACGAUGCCUGGAAGGUCUACUUCGAUCCUCCCGGCGAGGAGCUCGUUGACGAGUUCGCCAUGCGCUACGGCAUCGAGAGCAUCUACCAGGCGAUGACGCACUUCCACUGCCUCUCAACCAAGUACCUGUGUCCAGGCGUGCCGGCUGUUAUGUCGACUCUCCUGGCAAACAUAAAUGCGUACUACGCCCACACGACCGCUAGUCCGGCCGUGUCGGCCAGUGAUAGAUUCGCCGCCAGUAACUUUGGGAAAGAGAAAUUCGUCAAGCUACUGGAUCAGCUGCACAACUCUCUCAGGAUCGACCUGUCAAUGUAUAGAAACAACUUCCCGGCCUCAAGCCAAGAGAAACUAAUGGAUUUAAAGAGCACCGUGGAUCUGCUGACGAGUAUCACGUUCUUCCGUAUGAAAGUCCAGGAACUGUCGAGUCCGCCGCGGGCCAGCACCGUCGUCAAGGACUGCGUGAAGGCGUGCCUGCGAUCGACCUAUCAGUUCCUCUUCGAGAACUGUUACGACCUGUACAAUCGGGAGUUCCAGGCGGACCCGAACGAGGCGAAGAGGGACUCGGACGAUCACGGGCCGCGGCUGGACUCGCUCGACUUCUGGCACAAACUGAUCGCCUUAAUAGUCUCGGUGAUCGAGGAGGACAAGAACAGCUAUGCGCCCGUGUUGAAUCAAUUCCCUCAGGAGCUCAACAUCGGUCAACUGUCGGCGGCCACGAUGUGGUCUCUGUUUGCGGUGGACAUGAAGUACGCUCUGGAGGAGCACGAGCAGCAUAGACUGUGCAAGUCCUCGGCCUAUAUGAAUCUACACUUCAAGGUCAAGUGGCUGCAUGCCAAUUACGUCAAGGACGUGCCACCAUACAAGGGCGCCGUGCCGGAAUAUCCGGCCUGGUUCGAGCCCUUCGUCAUGCAAUGGCUUAACGAGAACGACGAUGUCUCGUUAGAAUAUCUCCACGGUGCCUUUAGUAGAGAUAAAAAGGAAGGCUUCCAAAAGAGCAGCGAGCACGUGCUCUUCAGCGUCUCCGUCGUCGACGUCUUCACGCAAUUGACGCAAUGCUUCGACGUAGUAUCGAAACUCGAGUGUCCAGAUCCGGAAAUCUGGAAGAGGUACAUGAAGAGAUUCGCAAAGACCAUCGUAAAAGUUCUGGUGGCCUACGCGGAUAUAGUGAAAAAAGAAUUUCCCAGCCAUCUGAAGGAGGAACGAAUUGCAUGCAUUCUGAUGAACAACAUUCAGCAACUCCGGGUGCAAUUAGAGAAGAUGUUCGAGUCGAUGGGCGGCGACAAGCUCGAGGAAGACGCGGCGAACAUAUUAAAGGAAUUACAACAACAACUGAACGGCGCGCUGGACGAUCUGGCCAUACUCUUCGCAAACAGUCUGGAGCCGCGGAUAACAGCCUCUGUCAGAGAGUUGGGAGACCUUUUGCUAGCUAUCAAAGGCGGAGGACAGGUAACUUUAUCACAGCCGGCUCAAAGAAACAACGUAACUGCAGAGGCUGACGAGGUUUUGAGGCCGCUCAUGGUUCUACUCGACGGCAGCCUAUCUCUGUACGCUGAAUCGUGCGAAAAGACGGUAUUGAAGAGACUGUUGAAAGAACUGUGGAAAAUAGUCAUGAGGAUUUUAGAGAAGACCGUCGUUUUGCCACCUAUGACGGAUAAGAGUAUGAUGUUUAAGAAUUUGACCGAUAAUGCCAAAAAUCUCGCUGCGAAUGCUAAGAUAGAAGAUAUGUCGAAGCUGUUUAAGAAUCACAUGGCCGGGAAACCCGAUGUGAAAAAUGCUCUUAGCGGAGUUAUGGAUAUCUCCAAGGAAGUGGAGAAGAAUCUUUCGCCAAAGCAAUGCGCGGUUCUCGACGUUGCUUUGGACACGAUUAAACAGUACUUCCACGCCGGUGGUAACGGCUUGAAGAAGACAUUCCUGGAGAAAUCGCCGGAAUUGCAGAGCCUCCGUUACGCGCUGAGUUUGUACACGCAAACAACGGACACCCUCAUCAAAACCUUCGUCACUUCGCAAAUUAAUCAAGUGCCGCUCAACAAUGCGUCAACGCUACGUCAGCGUCAGCGUUCGAUGAGCAGCGAGAGAGCUGACGAAGGGGAUGGAGCCGAGGGUAUGGAAAGCCUCGAGGAACCCCUUCGGCAGAGCAAGCCCUCUCUUCGUCGAGAGAGCCGACAAGUUCCAGAUACCGCCGGUUCGGACGAGGGUUCGGUGGGCGAGGUGAGCAUCCAGGUGGAUCUUUUCACACAUCCGGGAACGGGAGAACAGAAAGUCACCGUCAAAGUCGUUGCCGCGAACGAUUUGAAGUGGCAAUUGGCGACAGGCAUGUUUAGACCGUACGUUGAGGUGAAUCUGAUCGGCCCGCAUCUCACUGGCAAAAAGAGGAAACAAUCGACAAAAUCGAAGAGCAAUAACUGGUCGCCGCAAUUCAACGAAAGCUUCGACUUCAUGAUCGGUAACGAGCAGCAACAGCUGGACUUUUACGAGCUACAUAUUUGCGUGAAAGAUUACUGCUUCGCGAGGGAGGACAGACUCGUCGGCGUCGCGGUGAUGCAGCUCAAAGACAUCGUCGAGGAAGGUUCGUGCGCGUGCUGGCUGUCGCUCGGUAAGCGCAUUCAGAUGGACGAGACCGGCUGGACGAUCCUACGCAUUCUCUCGCAACGCAAUAACGACGAGAUCGCCAAAGAGUUCGUGAAACUCAAGAGCGAUAUCAGGCAGGAGACGCCGCUGCCGAAUCCUACCUGAGGAGAUGCGACGCCGCGUUAAUAAGCCGACUGCGAAGCGAUUCGAGUACUUCGAGCUUGGAAAGAGCCCGAAGAGGAGGAGGAAGAGAAGGAAGAACAGGAGGCCGUCCAAAGGGGGUUAGCAUAUUCGAUGCCUAUGGUGCCAUGAGCGAAUGAAAUUUUUCACGACUAAUUUUGCGAGAGAAAGAGAGAGAGAGAAAGAGAGAGAAAGAAAGAAAGAAAGAUGUAAUUCGCGCAAUUUACAUGACGAAAACGAUCGCCCAAACCCUUCCGCCCUUCUCCGCUGCGAGACACCACACCAGGGAAGAACGAUCCUAGGCAGCAGGAUGCGAAUUUCCUCCCUUCGGUUUUCCUCGCACCGCAGAGCUCGGUCGAGUUUGAUAUUCCUCUCCCUUUUUUACGUCUUACACACACACACACACACACACACACACACACACACACACACGCACACGCACACACACACGCACACGCACACGCACACGCACACACACACACACAUAUAUAUAUAUAUAUAUAUAUAUAUAUAUAUAUAUAUAUAUAUAUAUAUAUACAGAGCUUUAACCCCGUUCUUGGACAGCGACGAGAUGAGCACCGGGAACCACCCUCCACACAGCAUCCCGAGCUAGGACGACGAGCUAGGUCAAUCCCGCGUGGCUCGACGUUCGUCCGGCGUAUAAUAAGGAAUAAAAAAAAAAAAAGAAGAGAAUUUCUCCCACCCAGAUUUACGAAAAAUUCAAAUAAUCGUGGAAAAACGUGGAGCUCGACAGCGACGACGACGAUAACGAGACUUUAAUACUAUGUAAGACAGGAGAUAUCGGACUCUCUCUCUUCUUCGUGCGAGUGCCGUAGAUGAGACGCAGGGGAGAGGACGAAAGAGUUAGGGAAGAAGACGAAAGGGAAAAAGAGUGUUCGCGAGAUGACGCGAAACGUGAAAAUAGUGCUGCCAGUACGCAAUAUAUUUGGUAAUAUUCGUAACGCAUAAAAUAGGAGACGAGAGAGAUUAAAGCACCGCGAAAGAGACUGAAAUACGGUGUUUCGCGCAAAAACGCGACGUUAAUCUCUCGAUCGGACGCGUCGCCGAAAGACUGAGCUCGAAAUAGGAGAGGACGAGAACGAGGAGACGAAUAGAGACAGGGGGUCCAGCGCAUGCAGGAUCCCUGACCGCCACGCGAUCGCGCGUGCUAAACGGACAUAUGCAAAACGAGGAGGAUCGCGAAAAUACGAAAUUCAUAAUGCACACACGUACAUACACACAUACACGCGCUCGCGAUACGACCGCGUCGUUUCUAGGCCGUUUGUUCGGGAAGACGAGUUUACUGUAGAUACGUGAAAACAUUGUUGACGAAAAAAAAAAAAAAGGUUUUUCUAAAUAUACAGUUUAAAUGUAGCAUUGCGUACGACCAAAUAGGCACGUCCUGUGACGUCACUCAGCGACGUGCCGUUAGUAAUAAAAACAAAAAAAAGUUAGUAAGACAUUGUAAUUGUAAAAUAACGUUCUUAUUCGUAUAAGAUUAUACCAGAGAUGGAUCGUCUGACUGCUGCUAAUGUUAUUGCCUGCGAAUGAUGAUGUCGAGAUUCGUGCGAAAGCUUCGAGAGUUACGUAAGCGCGAGACGAUUCCAGAUCGAGCGAACGUAAGAUAUACACGCGAUGAUCGAUACACGCGUUAGAUAUCACCGCUCGCGUCUCCAACAAACGUUUGUCUCUUAAUUAACGUAACAGGAGAGGAGAAGAGUCCCGGAUAUCUCGGCGACUCGCGUUUCGAAAACGACUCAUCUUCUACGGACCGGCGAGCGUGCGAGCUCUAAAACUUUUAAACUUUACACCCUUGUAAUUAGUACUGUCGAUAUUCGGAGAUAUCUCAAGGCUGUUAUCCGAGUGAUUGAUUAUUUCCGAUAUUGCUCAUGGGUAACAUUGACUUGGAUAAAACCUGGCAUCUCUCCGCGAGAUCUAUAUUCGUGAAUCUUGAAUCGAUGCUACUCGUAGUUGCGCGCAAAGUAAUCAUACCGUAGCUCUUGAUUCUGUCUCUAGCGAUCGCUGCUUCUUACGCGUCUCUCUCGAAAUAUCAUGUAUCGAGACUGGACGUUAAAAAUGCUACUAUUCCUAUUACCGCUAUUAGCUUCAUCUUCUGUACGUCUUGUCUCGUACUAUACUUGUACAUAGCGGACGUUCGCCUGUUCGUAGGAAUGCGUUUACGCAGGAUUUUCUAUCGUCUCCGUCGAUUUCUCUUAUUGAAAAAUUCAUAUCGAAUCGACGGGACGUAGGGGCAUCCUCUCGAAAACGAUCGCCGCCUUCUUCGCGAUAUUUGCGAUCGAAGCUUUGGUCGGAUCCCUCCGUGAGAGAAAACACAAAUGCAUGCGAUCUCGUAAUCCGAUGAAUCCGAUCAUCGCCCAGCCCGUGCAGAGUCAAGGGCAGGUACAACACAAUUCCGGAGAGAUUACGCUAUAUUCAAAAGUUUCUACUACGUAGUACGUCUAGAUUAUACUUACGUAUUGUGUAUAGUGUCUAAACUGCUGAUGUAGCUGCGAGCGCGGGAUUUUUGAUCGGCAAAGAAAGAAAGAAUCGAGUACAACACUUAAAAGAAUUGAACGUCCGAUCAAACACAUACACACACACAUACAUAUACCUCAGCUGCAGAUGCUUUCCGAAUUUGAGUGUGUACGUCGAAACAUCUCACCAUGAAUUGAAGGAUCUUAUGCAACAGUGAUGUGACCUACCUCUUUGAGAACUUUCGCGAAAGAAUUAAUAUUAAAGUUAAGAAAAAUAAAUUAAUAAUAAUUAAUUAUAGAUUAAUCAUUUGUAUUUGUUAAGUUUAAAUUUUAAAACGAAUGGGAGACAGAUUCUAUCGGGACAUUGAUAUUUCAAAAUAUUCUCCGCCAAUCAUACAACACAUCUAGAAUCAUAUUAGAAUCUUGCUAGAACGUUUUCAACUUCAAUUUCAUGAUCGAUUUGAAGAAAGCACCUGCAUCUGCAUCUGUCGCCGACGUUGUCGGAAAUUCAAGCAGGUAUAAAAAAAAAGAGCACGGGUCCGCGACCUCGCCAUCAUCUUCAUUUGUAAAAGUGUCUAUUUUCUCCGCUGCCUAACUACGUACAUUAUUGAAUACAGAAGGGCUGGCGAAUUCGGCAUCCAGAUCGAUCUCGUCCACGAACACGUCCGGACAAUAUCUCGUUCGAUCAGAUCGACCGAAAAAAAUCUCGAUCGUAGAUCCGUCGACGCGAUCGUCGACGAGAUCGGUCCUUAAUUUUUUCUCCUACUCUCCGCUUCGAUUAAUAUAUCUCUUGUAAGCUUAAAUGAAAAUAUCUCGUGUAUUCUGUGAUAAUUACCCCUUAAAGAGGACACUACAAACACGCUACACCGUACACGCACAAAAAACACACACACACGUACGAGAGAUACGUCCGCAUAUGCGGAACAAGAAAAUUGUACAGAAACUCUGGACAGACAUAAACAUAAAGAUAGAUAUGAUUACGUCAUUACACCGAUCCCAAACAUAGCAGCAGUAUUUUUCUUCUUUAAUUAAACACAUUCCCAUGUUUCUAUUCUCUGUAAUCAUUAAACGUCUGAGAAAUGUCGGGAUGAUAACGGAAGACAAAAAAAGAGAUAUAUAUGUAUAUACUACGUACGUAUAUAGAGUGUGUGAUCCAGACUCGCCUCCACUUCCUUGCAUCUACCGAUCCUGUGACCAAUUUGCAGUUUGAUUUCUCCUUAGCGAAAGUUUAAUCCUUUUCCACGACUUUCUAAUGUCAAAUACAUCUUAAGCCUCUCGAAUAAAAAUGCUGUGAAAGUAAAAUUCACUUCGAAUUGAAUAAAAUUUAAGGCUCCGCCAUUCAUUGAA
This is a messenger RNA of Cataglyphis hispanica, 11801 nucleotides long. RefSeq names its product protein unc-13 homolog B (gene unc-13). The record is from RefSeq and is a predicted model, not a curated record. Gene Ontology annotation, biological process: chemical synaptic transmission. The transcript has 33 exons. Gene Ontology annotation, molecular function: diacylglycerol binding; syntaxin-1 binding; phospholipid binding. Gene Ontology annotation, cellular component: plasma membrane. Bases 205 to 7965 code for a protein of 2586 amino acids. Lineage: Eukaryota; Metazoa; Arthropoda; Insecta; Hymenoptera; Formicidae.